Medicago truncatula (barrel medic) is the source of this 530-nucleotide messenger RNA. Its product is annotated as arabinogalactan protein 14. The transcript has a single exon. Lineage: Eukaryota; Viridiplantae; Streptophyta; Magnoliopsida; Fabales; Fabaceae. The record is from RefSeq and is a predicted model, not a curated record. Bases 100 to 279 code for a protein of 59 amino acids.
UAUGUUUUCCACUACAACCACUAAUCUUUUUCUUUGUCUCAAAAUUUUCUCUCUCACAACAACAAAGAAAAAAGAGAUUUUUUUUUUUUUUUUAAGACAAUGGAGGCAUUGAAGAUGAACAUUUUUGUGGCAGUUAUGGUUGCUAUGUUGGUGAUAGCAACAAGUGGUGUUUCAGCUGCUGAUGCACCAGCUCCAAGUCCAACUUCUGAUGCUACCACACUUUUUGUUCCAACUGCUUUUGCUUCUCUCAUAGCACUUGCAUUUGGUUUUCUCUUCUGAUCCUUUAAUUAUGUUGAGUAGUUUGAUUUGUGCAUAGGAUGUUGUGUUUUUCUUUUCACUUUGUUACUAUUUGUGAGGAAGUGAAAUUGAAGACAUGGGCUAUUUUGGUUUCGUUUGAAAUAUGAAUUAUUAUUACUUAGAAGUAAUUUAUUAUCAUUCAUAUAUUCAUAUGUAACACAUUCAUUUAUCAUUGUACUUUUUAUGGGUUGUGACUUGUGACAUGCAAUAAUAUUGUGAUUUGUUUGCUACCA